AUGGGAGGCUGUUACUUGAUCAAUUUUUUAAAUGUCUUUGAUUGCUUGCCUGUACUUUCAAACAAAGCUGAAUCUUGUGGUGGUGUAGUCCAAGGACUGAAUGGUACCAUAGAAUCGCCUGGUUUCCCCCACGGCUAUCCCAACUACGCCAACUGUACAUGGCUGAUAAUAACAGGGGAGAGGAACCGAAUCCAGCUAACCUUCGUCACGCUGGCGUUGGAGGAAGACUUUGAUAUUGUAUCAGUUUAUGAUGGACAACCGUCGCCUGGCAACUUAAAAAUGAGAUUGUCAGGAUUCAUGCUGCCCUCCCCUAUAGUCAGCAGUGGAUCUAUAUUGGCGUUGUGGUUUACCACAGACUUUGCUGUCAGUGCACAAGGCUUCAAAGCUGUAUACGAAGUCCUGCCCAGCCAUACAUGUGGCACCCCUGGCCUCAUUCCAAAUGGAGUCAUUCAUGGCUCACGGUACAACAUGGGGGACAAGAUCCGAUACAGCUGUGAGUCAGGCUUUGUACUGGAAGGACACAGUAUCCUCACAUGUAUUGUAUCACCUGGCAGUGGAGCACAGUGGGACUUCCCAUCGCCAUUUUGUAGAGCGGAGGGAGCAUGUGGCGGUACGUUAAGAGGUACUGCAGGUUCAAUAACCAGCCCAGGAUACCCUGCAGAGUAUGACAACAACCUGGACUGUACAUGGUCAAUCCUGUCUGAACCCGGGGACACUAUAGCUCUUGUCUUCAAUGACUUCUUAUUAGAGGACAAAUAUGACUUCCUGGAAAUCAGCGGGACAGAAGCACCAAGCAUAUGGCUGACUGGUACAACCCUGCCCUCACCAGUGAUAUCAAAUAAGAACUGGCUUCGGAUACAUUUCACCUCAGAUAGCAACCAUCGAAGAAAAGGAUUCAGUGCUCAAUACCAAGUAAAAAAAGCAAUAGAGUUGAAGUCCAGAGGAGUGAAGAUGAUGCCUAGUAAAGACUCCAGUCACAAAAAUGCUGUCUUGAGUCAAAGCGGUCUUGCUGGUGAUGUUUGUCCAGAUCCUGGAGUUCCAGAAAAUGGCAAGAGGAUGGGCUCAGCCUUCCAAGUUGGCUCCAGCGUCCAGUUCAGUUGCGAUGACAGCUAUGUACUGCAAGGAUCUAAAAGUAUCACUUGUCAAAGAGUCACUGACACGCUGGCUGCCUGGAGUGACCACAGACCCAUCUGCAGAACUCGGACCUGUGGAAGCAAUCUAAGGGGGCCCAAAGGUGUCAUAACUUCUCCUAACUACCCUGUUCAAUAUGAGAACAACGCACACUGUGUGUGGGUCAUCACUGCAAUGGACUCUGGGAAGGUGAUAAAGCUGUCAUUUGAAGAGUUUGACCUGGAAAGAGGAUAUGACACACUAACUGUGGGAGAUGGAGGAAAGAUAGGAGACACUCGGAGGGUACUCUAUGUACUUACUGGCUCCAGUGUCCCUGACCUCAUCGUCAGCUUGUCUAAUCAGAUGUGGCUACACCUGCAGUCAGACGAUACAAUCGGCUCAGCCGGAUUCAAGGCAGUGUAUGAAGAGAUCGAACGAGGAGGCUGUGGUGAUCCCGGAGUGCCGGCAUUUGGGCGCCGUAGCGGUGAUCGCUUUCAGCAUGGUGAUGUGUUGACGUUCUUUUGCCAGUCAGCCUUUGAACUGGUGGGAGAGAGGACUAUCACAUGCCAGCACAACAACCAGUGGUCUGGCAAUAAACCCAGUUGUGUCUUCUCAUGUUUCUUCAACUUCACGGCUCCAUCUGGGACUAUAUUGUCCCCGAACUACCCAGAGGAGUAUGGAAACAACCUGAACUGUGUGUGGUUGAUUAUCUCUGAACCUGGGAGCCGCAUUCAUCUCCUAUUCUCUGACUUUGACCUGGAGCCACAGUUUGACUGGUUGGUGGUCAAAGAUGAAGGCCUGUCUGAGCCAACAACAUUUGGGACGUUCUCAGGAAAAGAUGUUCCAUCACAGAUCGCCUCAAACGGACACAUCAUCAGACUGGAAUUUCAGUCUGAUCAUUCUAAUACUGGAAAAGGCUUCAAUAUCAGUUAUACCACAUUUGGUCAGAAUGAAUGUCAUGAUCCAGGUGUUCCUGUCAAUGGUCAAAGGUAUGGUGACCAGUUUCAGCUGGGCAGCUCUGUGGCUUUUCGUUGCGAUCAAGGAUUCAUUAGGACACAGGGAUCUGAUCAGGUGACUUGCAUCAUCCAGGAUGGAAAUGUUGUUUGGUCUGCGGCUGUACCUCGCUGUGAAGCUCCAUGUGGAGGCCAUCUCACUGCUCCAACUGGUGUUCUGCUGUCUCCUGGUUGGCCCUCCUUUUAUAAAGAUUCUCUCAACUGCCAGUGGGUGAUUGAAGCACAGCCAGACCAUGCUGUGAAGAUCCACUUUGACAGGUUCCAGACUGAGGUCAACUAUGACACACUAGAAAUCAGGGAUGGCCCCUCAGCCUCCUCUCCCCUGAUCGGUGAAUACCACGGCACUCAAGCACCUCAUUUCCUGAUUUCCACGUCCAACGUCCUGUUCCUGUUGUUCACUACAGACAACAGUCGCUCUGCAGCAGGCUUCAGCAUCAGAUAUGAAAGUGUGAAAAUGGAGUCAGACUCUUGUCUCGAUCCCGGUAUCCCAGUCAAUGGUCGUCGCUAUGGCAGCAGCUUUUCCAUUGGCUCCCGUGUCUCAUUUACAUGUGACCCAGGAUACACACUGAGUGAUCAGGAGCCCAUUGUUUGCGAGCAGAAUCAUCAGUGGAGUCACGCUCUUCCCAGUUGUGAUGCUCUUUGUGGAGGCUAUGUCUACGGUAAAAUGGGAACAAUUCUGUCUCCUGGCUUUCCUGACUUCUACCCCAAUUCGCUUAACUGCACCUGGACUAUAGAGGUGUCUCAUGGGAAAGGAGUCCAUCUGGUUUUCCACACUUUCCAUCUGGAGGAGAACCAUGACUACCUUUCCAUCACUGAGGACAGCAAUUUCCAGGUUCCAGUAGUUCGACUCACUGGCUCAGUGCUGCCCCCUAGUGUCAAAGCAGGACUCUAUGGGAACUUCAGCGCUCAGCUACGUUUCAUAUCGGAUUUUUCCAUGAGUUAUGAAGGCUUCAAUAUUACUUUCUCAGAAUACGACUUAGAGCCAUGUGAGGAUCCCGGCGUUCCGGCAUUCAGCAGAAGGAUGGGAUUCAGAUUUCGAGUUGGCGACUCGCUGGCCUUCUCUUGUUUCAAUGGCUACCGACUUGAGGGAGACAGCAAAAUCACUUGUCUGGGGGGAGGCAGGCGGGUUUGGAGCAACACAUUACCACGAUGUAUCGCGGAGUGUGGAGCCUCCUCACUAGGACCAGAAGGCGUUCUCCUCUCACCUAACUUCCCCUCCAACUACGAUAACAACCAUGAGUGCAUCUACCGCAUCACUACAGAAAAUGGCAAAGGAAUCAGGCUGAAAGCUGAGAGCUUCUCACUGCAAGAUGGAGACUAUCUCAAGGCGUUCGAUGGAGAGAACACUUCAUCCCGUCUCCUUGGCAACUUCACACAUGAUGACAUGAUGGGUCAUGUCAUCAAUAGUACGUCCAAUCGCUUGUGGCUGGAGUUCAACAGCAACGCCUCUGGAACCAGUCAGGGCUUCCGCCUCACAUACACAAGUUUUGAUCUAGUGCGCUGCGAGGAACCAGGUGUCCCUAGUUAUGGCUAUAAGAUCCAGGACGACGGUCAUUAUGCCAACACUUUUGUCUUGUACUCCUGCAACCCUGGAUAUAGUCUCCAUGGUAGCAGUACACUGACCUGUCUUAGCGGGGACAGACGUGUCUGGGACAAACCGCUUCCUUCCUGUAUCGCGGAGUGUGGAGGUCACAUAACUGGAGCAGUGUCUGGUCGGAUUCUGUCUCCGGGAUAUCCUGCUCCUUAUGACAACAACCUCCACUGUACCUGGACUAUAGAGGCUGAUACGGGCAAGACUAUCAGCCUCCACUUCAUCGUCUUUGACACUGAGGUCGGCCACGAUAUCCUGAGAGUUUGGGAUGGUCCAUCUGGGCCAUCAGACGGAGGGAUACUAUUGAAAGAGUGGUCAGGCCCAGCCUUACCUGAAGAUAUCCACUCGACUUUCAACAUACUCACAUUACAGUUUGAUUCUGAUUAUUUCAUCAGCAAGCAAGGCUUUUCUAUACAGUUCUCCACCACUACAGCAACAACAUGCAAUGACCCAGGCAUCCCUGUAAAUGGUUCUCGAUACGGGGACAGUAAGGAGCCUGGUGACAGUAUGACGUUCCAAUGUGACCCAGGCUACCAGUUGCAAGGCCAGGACACCAUUACAUGUGUACGGAUGGAUAACAGAUUCUACUGGCAGCCUGACCCUCCAACGUGUGUCGCAACAUGUGGGGGUAAUGUCAGUGGUCCUUCAGGAGUAAUCCUGUCUCCUAACUACCCCCAGCCUUACCCCGCUGGGAAAGAGUGUGAUUGGAGAAUCCGAGUCAACCCUGACUUUGUUAUUGCUCUCAUCUUCAAAAGUUUCAACAUGGAGCCAAGUUACGACUUCCUGCACAUCUACGAGGGUGAAGAUUCUAAUGGGCCGUUAUUAGCAAGUCUCCAAGGCAACCAGGCCCCAGAGCGAAUAGAGAGCGGUGGUAACAGUCUCUUCCUGGCAUUCAGAUCUGACGCCUCACUGGGCAUGUCUGGGUUUGCCAUCGAAUAUAGAGAAAAACCAAGAGAGGCCUGUUUUGACCCUGGUAACAUUAUGAAUGCCAGUCGGACAGGUUAUGACUAUAAAUUGGGAUCUCAAGUCUCCUACAACUGUCACCAUGGAUACACAACAGUGGGCGGGGAAACCAUCACCUGCAUCAUGGGGCAUGAUGGGAAGCCGGUGUGGGACAGGGCUCUGCCAUCAUGUAAAGGUAGGGGAGACACAUCAAGAACUGCACCCUUACAAAAAAUAGACACCGUGAUGAUUGAAGGCUCAUUUACAGGAACCACUGCUCCCGCCCUCCUCAACUCAACGUCCAAUCAGCUCCUUCUGCACUUUCAGAGUGACAUCAGUGUGGUGGCAGCAGGCUUUCACCUAGAAUACAAGACUGUUGGUCUUACCACGUGUCCAGAGCCAAUGAUCCCAGCCAAUGGCAUUAAAACAGGGGACAGAUACAUGGUAAAUGAGGUGGUAGCAUUCACCUGUGAACCUGGGUACACGUUGCAGGGCCACUCUCACAUUUCCUGUAUGCCUGGGACUGUGCGUCGAUGGAAUUACCCACCUCCUCUUUGCAUAGCUCGUUGCGGCGGGGUGUUGUCUGAGAUGAGUGGUGUCAUCCUUAGUCCAGGUUUCCCUGGCAACUACCCCGGAAACUUGGACUGCACCUGGCAAAUCACCCUGCCAACUGGAUAUGGAGCCCAUAUUCAGUUUCAAAACUUCUCUUCUGAAGACAACCAUGACUUCCUGGAAGUCAGGGCUGGACCGCAGCACAGCUCUUCUCUUAUUGGACAGUUUACUGGCUCGCAGAUCCCCCCCCCUUUGCUGAGCACAACCCACCUGACAAUCAUCCACUUCUACAGUGACCACUCAGAGAACAGGGCGGGGUUCAAACUGACCUUUCAGGCCUAUCAACUUCAGAAUUGCCAGGACCCCUUUCCUUUCCCCAACGGCGACAUCAUAAACAGUGACUACAGCGCUGGCCAAUCAGUAACUUUUCAGUGCUACCCUGGUUAUGUUUUGAUCGGACACCCAGUGUUAACAUGCUUGCACGGGACCAACCGGAAGUGGAACCACCCAUUUCCACGCUGUGAAGCUCCCUGCGGUUAUAAUGUCACGGCCGAAAAUGGGACCAUCUAUUCACCUCAGUACCCCAAUGAAUACCCCAACUCCCAAGACUGUAGCUGGCUCAUCACUGUUCCCCACGGACAUGGAGUUUAUAUCAACUUUACCUUAUUGCAGACAGAGCCUGUCACUGAUUACAUCGCUGUCUGGGACGGGCCAGAUACGUCUAGUCCUCAGCUGGGAGUCUUCAGUGGCAACACGGCAUUAGAGUCGGCUUACAGUACCAGCCUGAAGGUCCUGAUCCGCUUUCACUCUGACUUUUCAACUGGAGGGUUCUUCAUUCUCAACUUUCAUGCCUACCGUUUGAAGAAAUGCCCUCCUCCCCCUGUUGUGGAAAAUGCAGAGGUGAUCUAUGAAGAUGAAGACUUCCAGAUAGGUGAUAUUGUGAAGUACCGCUGUUUACCUGGAUACACAUUGGUCGGAAAGGCAGAGCUUAUGUGUAAACUCAAUUCCCAUUUGCUUUUUGAAGCCCCGCCCCCAACAUGCCAAGCCCAAUGCCCAGCCAAUGAGGAGCGGUCAUCAUCAUCAGGAGUGAUACUAAGCCCCGGGUUUCCUAGCAACUACCCCAACAGCCAGACAUGCUCCUGGCUGCUCCAUAUGGUUGCAGGUUACACCAUCAAUAUCUAUGUAGAGAUGUUCCACAGCGAGAAACAGUUUGAUGAACUGGAGAUUUUUGAUGGAUCCUCAGGACAAAGCCCUUUGCUUGUCGCUCUAAGUGGUAACCACUCAUCUCAGCUAAACUUCACAUCUAAAACAAACCAGCUCUAUCUACGAUGGUCCACUGACCACGCAACAAACAAGAGAGGAUUCAAGAUACGAUAUUCAGCUGCCUACUGUAGCAUUAAUGAUCCUCCAGUGAAUGGGGGCGUGGUCAACCGAACUAAACUCCGUCCAGGUAGCAGACUUCAGUUCUACUGUAACAGAGGUUACCGCCUGGUAGGCUCAAGCAAUGCCACCUGCAGGCUCCACCCCAAUGGGCUUUUCCAGUGGGAUGCACCACCACCUUUUUGUCAAGCUGUCUCAUGUGGAAUCCCCCAGUCACCAGGCAACGGUAGCUUCAGCGCUAACCAGUACACUGUUGGUAGCCAGGUCACCUACCAUUGUAAUCAUGGUUACCACCUGGACCCUGGGGUUCCAAUGACAGCAGUGUGUUUGGAGGAUGGCAGUUGGAGUAAUGUUGCCUCAGCAUCCAGAUGUCUACCCAUCCACUGCCCCAGCAUUGAGGGCACCUUGUCAGAUCACAUGACCUACCGCCUGCUUUCUGGUAGGUCGGGAGAGUUUGGUUCUAUGGUGAUGCUGGAAUGCUCAACAGGGUACUAUUUAGGUGUAGGCCAUCGAACUCUUCGCUGCCUUGCCAACGGGACCUGGGAGGGGUCAGAUGACCCAGCUGCAUGCAAGAUCAUCUCCUGUGGUGAGCUUCCUUCUCCACCCUUUGGGACCAAACUGGGGACGUUGACUACAUUUGGAGCAACUGCAAUCUUCAUGUGUAACCACGGUUACACACUGGUCGGGUCUCAUGUCAGAGAGUGUGGCGCUAACGGGCUUUGGAGUGGAACGGAGACCAGGUGUCUAGCUGGUCACUGUGACUCUCCAGAUCCUAUAGUCAAUGGCCACAUUAGUGGAGAUGGCUCUAGUUACCGUGACACAGUGGUGUACCAGUGCAUGUUAGGAUAUCGUCUAAUGGGCACAUCAGUCAGAAUCUGUCAGCAAGACCAUCGGUGGUCUGGAACAACACCCGUCUGCGUCCCUAUCACUUGUGGUCACCCUGGAAACCCAGCCAACGGGCGAACCAAUGGCAGCGAGUUCAACCUCAAUGAUGUUGUCAACUUCACCUGUAACAGAGGUUACAUCCUCAGUGGAAAUGCUCGUGCCCAGUGCCGACUCAAUGGACAGUGGAGCAGCCCCCUACCUGUCUGCAAAGUGGUGAACUGUUCUGACCCCGGCCAUGUGGAGAAUGGCGUGCGCCAGUCUGGCCUACGUUACCCAGAAGUCUUCAGCUAUGGCGUAACUGUGGCAAUCCACUGCAAACGAGGCUUCUAUCUCCUGGGUUCUGCGCUCCUCACAUGCCAGCAUGAUGGACGAUGGGACCGACCAAUCCCUCACUGCCUAGCUAUUUCCUGUGGUGACCCGGGUGUACCCCCUAAUGCAGUAGUAUCUGGAACCCACAGUUGGACAUACGGUUCAGUGCUGCAGUACUCUUGUCUGCCUGGAGGAAUGCUGGUGGGCAAUGCUACUCGCCACUGCCAGGAGGACGGCACAUGGAGUGGAGCACCACCGUACUGCACUGGUGUAAGUCCAGGAGUCUGUGGAGACCCAGGGAUGCCUCCCCACGGUGCCCGUCUGGGAGGGGAAGAAUUUAAAACCAAGAGCCUGCUGCGUUUCAGCUGUGAGGCGGGAUAUAGUCUGAUUGGCUCAGCCGAGAGGACCUGCCUUCACAACUGCACCUGGAGCGGCACGCAGCCUGUCUGUCAAGCUGUAUCCUGUGGUAACCCUGGCACCCCAGCACAUGGCAGAAUUGUCUUCAGUGAUGGCAUCACUUUCGGCAGCUCGGUGGCCUAUGCAUGCUGGGAUGGCUUCAAAACAUCAGGCCUGACAACCAGACACUGCACAACAAAUGGGACAUGGACAGGACAACCCCCAGACUGCACUGUGAUCAGUUGCGGAGACCCUGGACCCGUAGCCAAUGGGAUCUAUCUAGGAAGUGAGUUUACCUUCAACCAUACAGUGACCUACCACUGUAAUCCUGGUCACCUGAUGGAACCACCUGGACGCAGUGUUCUGCACUGCACCAAAGAUGGAACCUGGAACCAAACCAAACCCAGCUGUAAAGUGAUCCAGUGUGGACCUCCUCCUCAAGUACAUCAUGGGAAAGUAGAAGGAACCGACCAUUCAUGGGGAUCGAGUGUGAGCUACAGUUGUUUCCAUGGUUACCAGUUGUCCACCCCUGCUGUGUUAACCUGUGAGGGAAAUGGGACGUGGACAGGAGACGUACCACAGUGUCUGCCUGUGCUGUGUGGCGAUCCUGGCUCUCCUGGAGGAGGAUUCAGAGAGGGGAACAUUUUUUCCUACCGGUCAGAGGUCAGGUUCUACUGCCAUGCCCCCUACUUGCUGGUAGGCUCUGCCUCCAGGGUCUGUCAAGCUGAGGGGAUUUGGAGUGGCCAACAACCAGCCUGUAUAGACCCAGCCUUCAACAACUGUCGUGACCCAGGAACUCCAGCCUAUGGUAUCCCGGUCAUGGCCCAGGGUUUUCAGGUUGGCAGUAAGAUUUCCUUCAAGUGCCGUAAGAACUACCACAUCCUUGGUUCCACCACAAGAACGUGCCUAGAAAACCUAACCUGGAGUGGAACUCAACCUGAGUGCAUAUCCCAUUCAUGCAGACAGCCAGAGACCCCCAGCAAUGUAGAUGUUCGAGCUAUGGACCUGCCUACCUUGGGAUAUACGCUGAUCUACACCUGUCAAGAUGGUUUCUAUCUGGCUGGGGGAUCAGAGCACAGAACCUGCAAAAGUGAUGGGAGAUGGUCAGGCAAACCUCCGCUCUGUAAAGUUGGAGUGAAGGUCAAUCCCAAAGGCAGAGGAGAGUCAGAUGUCCAGAAGAACAAGAUUCGAGUUCCAGUGGACGUGUUCUCUCCAAACUCUGAGUGGAGCGGUUUUUACGAGUAUCUAGGGAAGAGACAGGCCACCACAUUUACAGUUACUGGGUUCAAUGCUACCAGCGGCAGAGUUAACGUCACAUUGCUAGAGACCAGCGGAGUGUCAAUCAGACUGUCAGGUACCUAUAAGUCAGAGGAGAACCAGCUGCUAUUGAAGGUCUACCAGGUGAAGGGCCCGGCAGAGCAUUUCCUCAGCAAGUUUAAAAACGACAACUGGGCUAUGGAUGGAUAUGUGACUGCAGAAUCAGACCAGAAAACAUUUGUCUACCAGGGCCAUAUUCACAGUAAAGAUUUUGGCAAGUUCCAUCUGACACGGCAAGGCCCUGUAACCAUGGCAAUGGAUCCAUCCAACCCCUACACAAACAGCAGCUCUGUGGCAGCAGCCAUCUUAGUUCCCUUCUUUGCCCUCAUCCUGUCUGGAUUUGCCUUCUACCUCUACAAGCACAGGACACGUCCCAAGGUCCAGUUCAAUGGCUAUGUCGGCCAUGAGAGCUCCAAUGGCCAGGCAUCAUUUGAAAACCCAAUGUAUGACACCAACAUGAAGCCUACUGAGGCUAAGGCAGUUCGAUUUGAUACUACACUCAAUACAGUCUGCACUGUGGUAUAGUCCAACAAACCUGCCACUGCCUGUACAGUGGUUCAGUCCAGUUUCCCUGUUGCAGUCUGCGGUGUGGUUUCAGAGAAGAAAGAACAAACUUAUGAUUUGGACUCGUCACCGUGGGCAGUCUGUGUUGUAGCAUGCUGGUCCUCUGUCGGCAUAAUCUGCACAAUAAUGCAGCUCUGCUCCACCUCCUACCUGAACAAUGGUAUCAUCCACCUAUUCCUAUAGUCUGAAAGAGCGAAAUAAGUUGGAACCAAUAAACAAGGGAGUAAAUAAUAA
Micropterus dolomieu (smallmouth bass) is the source of this 10293-nucleotide messenger RNA. Its product is annotated as CUB and sushi domain-containing protein 1-like. The transcript is spliced from 69 exons. Bases 1 to 10020 code for a protein of 3339 amino acids. The record is from RefSeq and is a predicted model, not a curated record. NCBI's taxonomy places the organism in Eukaryota, Metazoa, Chordata, Actinopteri, Centrarchiformes, Centrarchidae.